Messenger RNA from Aspergillus campestris IBT 28561, 291 nucleotides. RefSeq lists its product as uncharacterized. The coding region runs from base 1 to 291 and encodes 96 amino acids. The record is from RefSeq and is a predicted model, not a curated record. Lineage: Eukaryota; Fungi; Ascomycota; Eurotiomycetes; Eurotiales; Aspergillaceae. The transcript has 2 exons.
AUGCCUGCUCCUCGGAAUUACAAGCGUCUUGUUCUUACGGGCGCCGUCACGGCUAUCACCAUCGCGGGAUCCCUCUACGGGGCAGGGAUCAAAACCGGCCAGGAAGCCGGUCAGCAAGUCCAGAAAAAGCAAGAAGCCUCUCUCGACGAGCGCAUCGCGACCCUCCAGGGUAUUCGAGAUAAUCUGUCGUCUAAGAGGCUCCACGUGCAGAAGCAGUUGGAUGACUUGGAUGCGAGGGUCGAAGAUAAGAAGAGGAAGGGACUUGGUGGUCCGAAGAAUGGGGAUUCGUGA